This is a messenger RNA of Racocetra fulgida, 769 nucleotides long. Lineage: Eukaryota; Fungi; Glomeromycota; Glomeromycetes; Diversisporales; Gigasporaceae. The record is from the annotation of a GenBank genome assembly.
CUGUAGCUAGUGAGUUCCAACCUCCCGUCUCUACCUCCGAAUUGGCUAUUGAAAAAUUAACAGAAGCUGUUAAUAAAAUGUUGAUACAGCUUCAAGAAAGUCAACCUGUAAAUUCUCCUAAUAAUUCUCCUCCAAUUAUUCCUGGUAAUCCCAUCCUGGCCAAUACCCCUGAACCUCGUCAGCAGGAAACCCUUCAAGCUCUUUUGGCGUUGGCAGCUAGUUUAAACCCUCCUAACAAUUCCAAUAAUCAACAUACCUACGUUAGUAUCCCCGUAGAAGACGUACCUCUAUUCGCUGCUAGUAAACAAUCGGAAGAAGAAACAUUAGGACAACUAUUAGAAAAAAAACUUAAUCAGGGGAAAGAAGAUGAAAAACCCCGGAGGUGCAUCAUCCGUAAGAAGGAAUCAGAAGAAGAGGUAGACGAUGGGACAGCGGAUAGUGACGAGGAAUACGAAGUAGAAGAGUUAGAGGAUAGGAUUUAUGGAUUUUCCGAAAUAGACGAUGUUGAAACCCUGGCUUCUACUUCUACCCUUUAUCCUUUGGUGGGAGCUUAUCUACCUCUUACCCAGCUAGAGGGGCAUCGACGAAAAGAAAUUUCUGUGUCCCUGCCUAAUGUCGAUAACUUACUUCCAUUGGUCUACUAUGACACAGAUUCCGAUAGCUCUAGCGAAGAUGGAUGGUAUUUGUCACAGGAUUUUCAAAUGUUAAAGGUUGAGGAAGAGGGAUCGGAUUCUGAUGCGGAUGAUGAACUAGACGAAGCUAAAUGGCA